Molecule: messenger RNA, 6556 nt
Organism: Anoplophora glabripennis (Asian longhorned beetle)
Lineage: Eukaryota; Metazoa; Arthropoda; Insecta; Coleoptera; Cerambycidae
Gene: GEFmeso
Exons: 10
Coding region: 200-3718 (1172 amino acids)
Molecular function (GO): guanyl-nucleotide exchange factor activity
Source: RefSeq, a predicted model, not a curated record
GUUAAUAGUUGCUACUUGCUGUGCGGCCAACGGCGGUGGCAAGAAUAUUGAGAUUCCCAGUCCGCUUUGGCAUUCCCACGUGUAGGGUCCCUUGAUUUGGGCAUUCGGUUACGUGCCAGUGACAGGAUGAUCAUAAAAUAGGAUUACAAGUGGGCUCGAGGAUACCAUUUAGAGACUGAAGUGUGUAAAUAGUGAUAAAAUGUGCACCAAAAGUGGGUUUACCUCUCCCAAGGCUACCAAAGGAUCAUCGCCCGAGUUGAUGCCGAGUAUUAUGGGCGCCUUCGACGCCAUCAUCGGUAGCCAGCUCAGCCAGAAAGACGCCGAAGCUGAAAUAAAGACCAGCACGCCCCGGAGGACCAACCAGGUGAGCAACUUCAACCACCUCUCGCCCUGCGUCCAGAAGAUCCUCUCCAACGUCCCCGACCAGGAGAUCAGCAAGAAGUUCAGCUCCGAGGAGACGCUGGGCCCCAGACGGCUGGGCAACAGGCCGACGUACAGGUCCUUCCGUUCGCCGGAGAAGACCCUGAACAAGAGCGCCGAGAACCUGGACAUCAUCUCCACGAACGUGCAGAAGAUGCUGUCCAACCUGCCGGACACGGAGCUGGUGAUCAGCGCCAGUAAUUUGAACGUGUCCUGCGUGAAGAACCUCACUCGCAACAGCUCGUACCUGUUCAACUCGGGCCGGGAGUUCUUGAGCAGGACGUCGGACGCGGAGGGCGGCUGUAAUAAUAACAAUGGCGGCGUUAAACAGUUUUUGUACCACUCGGACGGUGUCGGGAAGGAGGACGGUGCGGUGAGUGGUUGCUGUGGGCAGUCGGACGCCUGUGAUAGUGAACGAUGUGGGAAUUGUGACGGGUACAGCCAGCAGCCGCUGGGGAGUUAUUUACAUUCGUCGCACGGUAUCGCGUCUAGGACGCCGGUUGGCAGGAAGAACAUGGGGAAGUACCUACAGGUUCCAAGCGAGAGCAGCGUGGGCAACGGCAGCAGCACGGCUUCUUCGGAGGUGUCGCGACCCGUGUCACUCACGAGCCUGGGUUCCUGUUCGUCGAGCGGGAGCAGCGGUCAUCACCAACCUGGUUCCGCGUACCUGGCGUCUGCGGAGAGUUUGGACAGCGAUCCCGAACCAACCGGAAGUCAAGGUUCCGCGGAUAGCGGCAUAGCCGAACAGGAACAACCCUCGGUAAGUCCAGAACUGAGGGUGCUACAGGAGGUUUUGGAAACUGAAACCGCUUACGUCACCGCUCUCAAUGAAGUGAUUCAGGGAUACUUGGAACCUUGGCGAGCGGAUCCAGAGUGUCCACUGGCUCAACAUUUGCAGCAUCUGUUCAGCAAUUUAGAAGAAAUAUACGAGUUUAACAGAUCGUUCCUCGAAGACUUGACGAAAGCCAACUGCGUGGCGACAAAGACUGGGAACUGCUUCCUGCAGCACCACACGGGAUUCUCCUUGCUGUAUAACGAGUAUUGCACCAAUUACCCCCGCACGAUGGAGGUACUCGUACAACUAACCAGGGACGAAAAGAUGGCUCCGUUGUUUAGGGAAAGACAGGUCGCCCUCGGACACGCCCUUCCCUUGGGCUCGUACCUGCUUAAACCGGUCCAGCGAAUCCUCAAGUACCACCUCCUGCUGCAGAGAUUAUCCAAACAGUGCGAUCCCGACCACAAGCCAACCGUGGACUUGGCUUUAACGACCAUGACCGGGAUCGCGUCCGACAUAAACGAUAUGAAGCGGAAACACGAGCACGCGGUUCGUGUCCAGGAAAUUCAGUCGCAACUCUACGGGUGGAACGGUCCCGAUCUAACCGCCCUGGGAGAGUUAAUAGCGGAGGGUAACUUCAGGGUCGUCGGGGCGAGAGGGAGGAGGCACGUCUUUCUGUUCGACAAAGUCUUGUUGUUAGCUAAAAGCAAGCAAGACGGCGUGUUGGCGUACAAGAGUCAUAUCAUGUGUUCCAAUUUGAUGCUGGUGGAGCAGGUCAGGGGGGAACCCUUAUCGUUUCACGUGCUGCCGUUCGACAACCCCCGUCUCCAGUGCACCCUCAAAGCUAGGUCUCCCCAGCACAAACGGGAGUGGACGUUGCAGAUCAAGAGGGUGAUCUUGGAAAAUUACAGCGCCGUCAUACCGAACCACGCCCGGCAGCUAGUGUUGCAGCUCGGUCAAGACUUGAACGACACAGACGACACAACCGACAAGUGGUCCCCGCUCCGCCAGUACACCACCCCCCACUACCUGGAGAGGAGGGGCAGGGUGCGGAAGACGCGCGACUUCACCAACAGACGGGCCUCCUCCCAGGACAGGUCGUUCCCCUCGUUGGGCAGCUGGCGACGGAAGUCGGAACCCAACAUGAUCCCACAGUACAACUCCAAGACGAUGCCCAAGAAAAUAGCCAAAAUCAAGAAAGCCAAAGAAUACAGCAGCGCGAGGUUCUACACGGACCUGUCGGACUCGGAGGCGUGCGACGUCGUCGGCGAAUCCACCGAGAGCUUGUCUCAGAACGUCAGCGAGGACGUGACCUACGAGCAGGAGGAAGAGGAGCAAGCGAGUCCGGAAGCUAUAAAGAAUAACCUGGAGAAGAUCGUGUCCGAGAUCCUGAUGCAGAACCAGAGCUUCCAGAAGGCGUUCUGUAAGCAGAACAACAGGAAGAACGUCACGAGCGAUCCGACGACUUCGGUGUGGUACGAGGACGGGCUCAAGCUGCCCAGCAAGGCCGAUUCGCUGCCGAGGUCGUUUCAGUUGAACGAUAAGAUCGCUACCAACGGGGAGCUGCAGGCCCUGUCGAAGAACGAGGAAUCCGUGCCCGAUAUGUCAUUGAAGGAGAACUCAAACGCUAGUCUUGAAGAGUUACACGAAAAUGAUCUCUCAUCUCAGAUAGAUGACAACGAACAUCCCGACCACAAGAUAUACCGCAAGUCCGUGAUCAGGUUCAGCAUAGUGCAGCGCGUCCGCCAGCUGCUCUCCGAGGAACAGAAGCACCACCAGAAAUACCCCGUGCACAAGCAGGGCUCCGAGGCCAUGGGCGAGAAAAUCGCCAAUCCCGACUACGUGGACCCGCAGAAGUUAUUCCUGAGUUCGCGACAUUGCAGCCGUGUGAACCUGCUGGUCGACAUCCCGUGCGACGACGUCGAAAUCGAGAACGGCAUGGGCGAGCACGAACCCUUAGAUCUCACCAUCAACGAAAAGGAAGUACUUAACGAGCUGGAGAAACGUCUCAACUGCGACGACCCGGACACCGGCCAGCCGGCCUCCGUCGAAGAUUCUAGUCAAAACGACACCGCCCGUUCCGAAGUUAGCUUAAAUUCUAGUCAAAAUUCCGAUAGUUAUUACGAGAGUAUCUUGGAAGAUUCCUUGACGGAGGAGUACGUCCGAGACCCGAGCGGCAAGCUUGUAGCGAAACAGGAUAGUUUUAACAAUGAUAACGGUGUCGUUUACACGCUCAGAUACAGGAAGUCCGAGACGCGUACCGAAAGCGUCCUGCACGAGAGAAAGUCGACGGUUAAACGUCCAACGAAGGCGCCCCCGCCGAUCCCUACCAAACCCAGCAGGCUGACGUCCAACGGUAAUUCCACGAGGGGCGGUUCCAGCGAGUCGGCCGUAAAUUCCAGUAACGUUAGUUGUAAGAGAACGUUUGUCAACGAUGUAAGUACCGUCGGGGAGAACAGCGGUCAAAGAAGUAUUAACGGUUCGACCAGUUGGGUCAAGACCAUGGUUGGACGGUUCGAAUGAUACUUGUAGAAUUUGUAAUUGGUCGUCUAACUGCGGAACGGCUAAAUGUACGUGUGACAAAUUUAACUUUUACUUCUUGUUUAGAUUUUUACCGGGGGAUUAGUUUUUCAAGCCGCAUCGGAGAUAUCGCUUGUCUCAAAUCGAGUUAGAGCAAAGUUGCGGAGGUUGACGACAAAUAACAAUUUUUAUUACGCCGUCCGUUGGAUCGGAGAAACUAUUAAUGUUUUUUUUGGGCAUCGUAUUGGGUUUUUGCACUCAGUUCAACAAUUUUUUCAGAUUACGAUGUUACGUCGUGUGUUAUAGUUUUCGUUUUCACUGAAAUACCGUAUUAAUCAUUUUUGCAAAGGGUGCUUUGAAAACAAAACGUUCAUUUGUUACGCAAAACGGAAUUUUGAUAGUGGGAUUAAAUCGGUUACAUUUUUAUAAAGAGUGCUGUGAAAACGAAACGCUCAAUUGUUUUUUUUUCACAUUUUGUAAUUCAGUGUUUCCGACUGACGAUGUGACAUACGAUAUAGUUCACCAAUUGUUAUUUGUCGAAAUACAAAAUUUUAUCUUUUAUAAAGAGUGCUUUGGAAACGAAACGGCUACUAUCAUCCAAACCAUGCAAAUUUGAGAUAUUCUUUCAAUUAAUUAUUCGGUACGUUUGAACUACUUGUUUUUAGUCCUCUACAUUCAAGACUGCAAUGAAAAGUUUAACCGAAUUUUGUUCAGUGUAACAGUCAGCUGUUUUGCUUUCAAAGCACCCUUUGUGAAUUAAUUAGAUAGUGCAGCGAUAACAAAAAAAAAAUAUGUUACAUCAUCGUAAUCAGGAAAAUGAGCUGAAAUAUAAAAUGCACGUAUUAUUUUUCCUUUCUAAAUCGAGCGUUUUAAACUCGAGUGUUAUCGGUGAACGUUUCCGAUUAUGACGAUGUGACAUAGAAUAUCUAUGGAUUUUGUCGAAAUACCAAAUUUUGCACUUUUAUAAAGAGUGCUGUGGAAACAAAACAGACGACUAUCAUUCAAAACGAAAUUUUGACAGUUCGCUUGAAUUUUCAUCGACAUCAAAGUUAAUGGAACUACGCAAUUUUGAGGUAUUCUUCAAAUUAACUCUUCGGUACGUUUGAACUACUUUUUCUACUAACAGUCUUUUACUUUCAAAGCACUCUUUUUAGAAGUGAAUAAUUUGGUAUAUCGUCGAAAAAAAUUAUAUCUAACAAUAUUUGUUCUGGUUUUUGAAAAAAAAAAACAAAACAAAAAACGUUGGUAGAAAUUAUCGUAAUUAAAUUCUGCAAUUUUGCUCCAUCUCGACCGAGCUUGUAUAUGUUGAGAUAAACCGAGACUUCCGGUGCGGCUCGAAAAAGGGACACCCCAUGUAUAUUAUUCACGGGUGGAUCAAAACGUUGUCCCACGCGCUGAUUAAUGAUUUCUUCAUUUUAUAAAUGAGUACAAUAAAUUACGAGACAAUAACGUAGGAAUAGUUCUUAUAGAUGCACUUUUUUCAGAUUCGGUUGCGGCUCAUUUAAUACACGGGGCGUUAAUGGAUAAUGACACGGCGAAGCAACUUCGUAUAAAGUUUGAUAUAGCGUAUUUUUCAUUAAAAUAAAAGAUGCUAACCGUUUCCGAGUUGCGGCGACGACAAUUACGGAAUAAUAUGGAAAACGUAUCAACUACGUGGCGGGACCAAAGGGUACGUUACGUUUUCUAUUUUAACUACCGACAUUAGCGAUCGUCUGUAUAUAUCGACCAUAAAUUUGUGAUUACCGCGAAAAAUGCAAUUUCAUUUUCAUUUUUAAAAGCGUAGUGGAAUGUACAGGACGUAACUGAAAUGCUAGACAGUACUUUAUUGGCAAAUUCUACGACGCAGAUUAAAGGAAGAAAGUUUCUAUAAAUGCGAGUCUUGAAAUGCUUCGUUUCAAGGUACGGGGCGUUGAAGAUUUAAAAAAUGUUUCAUUCGUAGUUUUUCGAGAGCUCGACUUGAAAAAAAAUCUUACAGAAGCACAUUUCGGGUAUUACAACACACCGUUUUCUUAAUAAAUGGCAAAUCGUCACCGUGUAAACAUAAUUAUCGGUAAAAGUGUCAUGACGUCAAGCUAUAUUUUUUUUAAAUAAUAAUUGGUUUUCCUCAACUGUUAUUUGCAACUUGGAAUAAACCACAUCCUCGCGUUAAGUUUGAACACCCUGUAUAUUUAUAGAAACUUUUAAAGCUUAACCUAGCGUUUUGGUACACACUGUAUAAUUUCAUUAUGCGUUUGUUUUCUUCAGAAUAUGCGAAUAUUCUGAAUAGAGAUAUAUUUUCAAAGAAUCGUGUCGUUUUUUUUUUUUACUUUUUUAAACCAAAACGUAGGAAAUACUACAAAACUGUAACAUUUCGGAUACUAUUUGCCAUUUUAAUUUUGUGAUAGACUACACGAAGUUUUUGACGCUCUGCAUCGGAAUCCGUCUUCGGAAUUGCUCCGUCACAUCAGUUUUUCGAGAUAACCUAAAAACUCUCCGCUAUAUUUGAGGUUACGUUAGUUCACGAGGUAAUUUUUCCUCAUAAAACUCAUUGCGACAAUUGAAAGUGCAACGCUCCUCCAAAAUCCACUGAAUUGUUCGUAAAUCGUUUGUGAAAGUUAAUUAGUUUGGUGUUGUCGAUAUUUGAAAGUUGGAUCCGCCAUUUUGAAUUUUGAAAUUCUGUAUUCAAAUUUGAAAUCAGCGUAGAUAUCACAGUUUCAACGGUUACGCCAAAGUAAUCAACUCUAACAAGCGAUUUCUCGGAGAGCAAAAGAGACGUUUGAACUACUCAAAAUUGAUUUUAAACAAUACAAUAACGUUUUGUGGUUAAAAUUUACCUCGUGAUGUAGCACAAAGCCAAAAAAA